AUGUCCAACCAACCGACCCUCCUCCCCUCCCUCCUCGCUCUCCAAUCCCCUACCUCCCUUCCCCUCUUACUCUCCCGCCUCUCCCUUCAGGCCCUUCACAUCCAGCCCUACCAUAUCCGAGACGACAUCUACUCCGCCACCACCUCGGUCAUCCCCGGCCAGCUGCGCAACCUGCGUUUACGAGCUGAACGGGUCGCCUCGCCGAGCUAUACCGCCAAAGGCAAGGGCAAGGGGAAAGGCAGAGCUCAAGAGGUAGACGAGGCGGAUGAGGGACGGGAGUACACCUUGACGUAUAUCUCUCCGCCGAUGAAUGGGCGGGAGUAUGCGGAGAUGAGUGUGCGAGCGUGUAUUGGGUUGGAGGUUGCUGGGGAGAGUACAAGAAAGGAGAUUGAGGGGUUCAUACAGCUACUUGGAUUCAAACACUCCCAUUCGUACACACGUACAGGCUACCUCGUCCACCUUCCUCUCCCUCUGCCAUCUAGCACACCAAUGACAAUACACCUCGCCAUCACGCGGCUCUCGAUGGAUCAGCCACCUGACAGCACCGCCCAAGAACCUCCUCCAACUCCAACUCCAGCGCCAACGUCAGAGCCCUACCUACUUACGCUGCAGCCAUCUCGCCCUGUGCAGGCCGUAUCGGCGCGAGGCGAGCCGGGGUUGGAAGAUAUGAUGCGCGUCAUGCGGGACGUCGCCGACCGCAUAGAAGGGGUACAAUGGGAGACGGGCAGACUGUAG
Dioszegia hungarica is the source of this 735-nucleotide messenger RNA. RefSeq lists its product as uncharacterized. The coding region runs from base 1 to 735 and encodes 244 amino acids. The transcript has 2 exons. NCBI's taxonomy places the organism in Eukaryota, Fungi, Basidiomycota, Tremellomycetes, Tremellales, Bulleribasidiaceae. The record is from RefSeq and is a predicted model, not a curated record.